AUGGUCGCCGACGCUCUCGCCUACCACCCCACCGUCGCGCACUACCUGCGCUUCGUCGCUACCACCGUCGGCCGCGACAAGCUCCUCCGCACGAUCCAAUACUUUGCCCGCUUCUACGCUUGGUAUCUCCUGCGCACCAACGCCACAAAGGCCCAGAUCGCCCCCUGGGACGUCACCAAGAAGCAGUUUGGCCUGACGCGCAAGAUCCUCCGCGUCGGCAAGAACGUCGAGCACUUCAAGGCCGCUGUCGUCGCCGCCGAUACCAAGGCCUUCGACUCGUUCCUCCGCUACGCCGCCAUCGGCAGACAGAUCGGCUACGCGGGUUACUUGACGUUUGACUCGGCUGCGCUGCCGGAUGCCGCGGGCAUCAAGAAGUGGGAGAAGGCGAAGACGCUGCAGGCAUAUGGGUACAGGUUCUGGGCCAUGGGCCUGGUCUUCAGCAUCUCGGCUCAGUUGUACACGUUGUAUCAGCUGAAGCAGCGGGAGGCCAAGAUUGACCGCAAGGAUGGUGAGGGCGUUGUUGAGAGCAAGCGCAUUACCCUUGAGCGAUCUGCUAGCCAGCUUCAAAUCAUUUCAGAUCUCUGCGAUCUUACUGUUCCCUCCUCUGCUCUCGGCUGGGCUGGUUUCGAUGACGGCUUCGUUGGUCUCGCCGGUACAUUGAGCAGUUUGAUCGGCAUGUACUCUCAAUGGAAGAAGACUGCGUAA
Pochonia chlamydosporia 170 is the source of this 705-nucleotide messenger RNA. Its product is annotated as peroxisomal biogenesis factor (PEX11). The record is from RefSeq and is a predicted model, not a curated record. Bases 1 to 705 code for a protein of 234 amino acids. Gene Ontology annotation, biological process: peroxisome fission; regulation of peroxisome size. The transcript is spliced from 2 exons. Lineage: Eukaryota; Fungi; Ascomycota; Sordariomycetes; Hypocreales; Clavicipitaceae. Gene Ontology annotation, cellular component: peroxisomal membrane.